AUGCUGCUGAAAGUUUUCACAAUCAUUAUUCUAUGCGAGCUUGCUGCUUGUGAUAUUGAUCAAAAAUCAAAAAAAUAUACCUCAAAAUAUGAUAACAUAAAUUUAGAUGAAGUUCUACAUAACAAACGUUUGCUGGAUGCUUAUGUUAAAUGUUUAAUUAGUAAAGGACCAUGCACAAAUGAUGCUGCAGAGUUGAAACGUACAUUACCAGAUGCUCUAGAAAAUGAUUGUGCGAGAUGUACUGAAAAACAAAAGUCUGGAUCUCAAUACGUGACGCACUAUUUGAUCGAUAAUGAACCAGAUAUAUGGCCCCUUUUAGAAGCUAUUUAUGAUCCUUCUGGAAAUUAUAGAAAGGAAUAUCUCGCUAGCAAAAAAUAUAAUGAAACCAUUAUGGAUGAAAAAUAGGAACACUUGAAUUAUAGCAAGAACUAGAAAUU
Messenger RNA from Ctenocephalides felis (cat flea), 437 nucleotides. RefSeq names its product ejaculatory bulb-specific protein 3-like. The transcript is spliced from 2 exons. The record is from RefSeq and is a predicted model, not a curated record. Bases 1 to 405 code for a protein of 134 amino acids. NCBI's taxonomy places the organism in Eukaryota, Metazoa, Arthropoda, Insecta, Siphonaptera, Pulicidae.